This is a messenger RNA of Trichoderma virens Gv29-8, 1101 nucleotides long. RefSeq lists its product as uncharacterized. Gene Ontology annotation, biological process: acyl-CoA metabolic process; fatty acid catabolic process. The transcript has 2 exons. NCBI's taxonomy places the organism in Eukaryota, Fungi, Ascomycota, Sordariomycetes, Hypocreales, Hypocreaceae. The record is from RefSeq and is a predicted model, not a curated record. The annotation marks the transcript as partial. Gene Ontology annotation, cellular component: peroxisomal matrix. Gene Ontology annotation, molecular function: fatty acyl-CoA hydrolase activity.
GUCGGUGCUUCGGGAAAAUUCCCGAGGCGUGGAUUCCUUGAGGCCAUGGAGAUGUCCCGGCUGACCGGCAAUGGUGAUUCCAAUGAUACUCACCAGUUCAUGAGUCGCCAACCAGCUUGGCAACCGGGAGCCGAGCUACCUUGGGGAAGCGAUGAUAAUACCAAACACAAGACUGCAACUUACUUUACAACGAGGGCAUAUGGAGGGCAUGUUUAUAUUCAGGCGCCACUUGCUGCCGUUAAUGUUGUGGAAGGUGACGAUGAAAGUGCUAAAGGGGUAUCAAGUAAGGGAAAGUUCGGUAUCCACUCAAUACAAGGCGUGUUUACCAACCCAGGACACGUGGACAGGCCGUUCAUCUACCAGGUUACAAAACUCGCCGCUGGCCGUAGCUUUCAAACCUGUCUUGUCACUGCCCGCCAACCAAAGGAGCCUUCAUCCAAUCCUUCGGGUCCCUUUCCGGAAUCAGACUCUAGAUUGCCUCUUGGCCCUAUUUGCUUUAGCUGCCAUGUCACCUUCAAGCGGCCUGGAUUGAGUUUUGCAGACUUGCAAUUGUCAUCAGCACAAGAACGCUUCACAGAUAUUCUUGCCCAAAGAAAACCCGAGGAGUGGGAAGCAAGCCCGCAGCUUGACAUUGAUAUCAUUAACGAUGCGUUUCCGAAUGCCGGCCACGGCGGAUUUCCCAUUGUGGACAUGCACAAGGUUGACAUGAAGCUGUUCAAUGCUGAUAGACCAAUUCCCGAACGCCGUGAAUUGCUUUUAUACAGACUUCACAAGCCUAUUCCCACGGAAGAUACCAAUGCCCACAUCCUUGCUCAUGCAUUUGAAGCAGACAGGAACGGACUCCUAACGAUAAGUAACUAUCUAGGAUGGGGCUACAACUUGGGUGUGGCCGCGAGUCUAAGCUAUACAUUCGUAGUACACGUCAACGCCGAGGAGGCCGUGAUGAGUGACGGGUGGUGGAUUCAGGAAGUAUGCUGGCCACGAGUGAGCGCCGGGAGGGCAACAUUGGAGAGCAGAAUCUGGAGUCCUGCGGGAAAACACGUUGCGAGCGGAUAUCAAGAUGGACUUGCAGCACCGCUAGAGCCGAAGCGCGGGGCCGAG